Molecule: messenger RNA, 7228 nt
Organism: Lytechinus variegatus (green sea urchin)
Lineage: Eukaryota; Metazoa; Echinodermata; Echinoidea; Temnopleuroida; Toxopneustidae
Product: potassium voltage-gated channel unc-103-like
Exons: 12
Coding region: 183-3020 (945 amino acids)
Biological process (GO): membrane repolarization during action potential; potassium ion transmembrane transport
Cellular component (GO): membrane
Molecular function (GO): inward rectifier potassium channel activity
Source: RefSeq, a predicted model, not a curated record
CUACUUCUCUAGCUGUUUUAUAGCGGUUGAAAUGUGUUUUCUGUUGCUGGAAUUUUGAAUUGGACAUUUGGAACUAGGUACCCUUCUCAAUGCAAUCGCCAUCAGGGACUCAUAUUGACAAGAGUAUUGCUACUAAAGAAUUCUGAUGUUCUGGCGGUAAGAGAGACGGGACAUCUAUCCCAAUGAGACGAAAGAGAAAUGUCUCCACCGAUAAGUCGGAGGUGUUACGACUGACAUCAGAUGAGAUCAACCACAAGAAGCUUCGCGUUCGUCAGCUUCACAAGUUUACUAUCCUCCAUUAUUCACCCUUCAAAGCAGUUUGGGAUUGGUUUAUACUUCUCCUCGUCGUUUAUACAGCCAUCUUUACUCCGUAUUCAGCAGCUUUUCUACUUAAAAAUGAUGAAAACAAGGCAAAACUUAACAAAGAUGCUGAUACCCGAGAUGGUGACAGUCUCUCCACCAGCUACACCCAACCAUUGGUCUUCAUCGACAUGGUGGUCGACGUCAUGUUCAUUGUCGAUAUCUUCAUCAACUUCAGAACCACCUUCCUCGACGACUCCCUCGGCGAGGUCGUCUCGAACCCGGCCAAGAUUGCCAAGCAUUACUUGAAGGGAUGGUUCGUGAUCGAUGUCCUCGCCGCCAUCCCUUUUGAUCUUCUUCUAUUCUCUGUUGCAGCAGACGAGAAAACGACCUCAGCAAUGAGCUUGUUAAAAACAGCCCGAUUGUUGAGACUACUACGUGUUGCUCGUCGUUUAGACCAGUAUUCUCAGUUUGCUCCAGCCGUUGUGUGCCUCCUUAUGUGUGCCUUUACUCUUGUUUCUCAUUGGAUGGCGUGUAUAUGGUACGCCAUCGGGGAGCAACAAAGACCAGAGAUACAAUAUGGAUGGCUAGACAUGCUAGCGCAAGAUUUAUUUACUCCAUACACGAAUGCAUCUACAGGUGGUCCAUCAUUAAAAGAUAAAUACGUGUCAUCACUAUAUUUUACAUUAACAACUUUAACAACAGUGGGGUUUGGGAAUAUAGCGCCAUCAACGGAUGCAGAAAAACUGUUUGCCAUCUGCAUGAUGCUUAUAGGAUCGCUCAUGUUUGCUUGCAUCUUCGGUAACAUGACGGCGAUCAUCGAGCGUCUUUACGCCGGUAUAUCCCGGUACCAGCAGCAGCUAAACCUCGUUAAAGAGUUCGUCAAGUUUCACAAUGUACCAAAUCCUUUACAAAGUCGGUUGAAGGAAUACUUCAAGCAUGCCUGGGUCUAUAUGAAUGGAAAUGACUUCCAUGAAGUCGCAGAAGUUAUGGCCGACUUUCCUGAUUUUCUUCAAGCUGAUAUAUCACUUCAUUUAAAUCGUAAUCUUCUCAAAGAAUCUAAUGCAUUCCGGGGUGUCAAUCAUGGAUGUUUACGAGCGUUAUCGAUGAAAUUCAAGACGACACACACUGCUCCAGGUGAUAUAUUAAUACACAAAGGCGACUCGCUAAAUGUCAUGUACUUUAUAUCGAGAGGAUCCCUGGAAAUUUUACAGGGAAAUCUUGUUCUAGCAAUUUUAGGAAAGAAUGAUGUUGUAGGUGAAAAUUUCUGUACGUGCCAGGAUGUGGGGAGGUCAAAGGGCACUGUAAGGGCGUUGACCUAUUGUGACCUGGUGACCUUGGCAAGGGAAGAUCUGAUGGAUGUCAUUAGGUCAUAUCCAGACUUCAAAGAUCACUUUGCUGAGAGGGUUGAAAUCACCAUGGAUAUGAGAGAUUACGAAACUUCUGAAAGAAGGCCUUCAGCGGUUCCUGAGAAAGACGUCGAGGCUGACAAGACACCGCAAAAGAAAACUUCAAAUUCUAGAAACAACCUGACAGUCAGCAAUACUAGAUUAACCAUUACACCUAUGCAAAGUGCAGAGAAUCUCCAAACUAUCUAUCGUUCUACAUCACCCAGUACUAGGAGACGAUUCAGAAAGCGAAGCGAGAAAUCAAGGUCACAAUCACAAGAUUCUUCCAAACGUACAACGGUCGACAUAGAGAUGAACAGAUUAAACGCAGAUGAAGAUGAGGAGGAAGACGAAGGUGAAGAUGCCCCGAUGAUCCCCAAGCACACCAGCAGCCCCCGCUCUCCAAAAAAACUUGAUCCCAUUCCACACAGUCCUCUAAGAGAAACUCAGCACAUGGCGAUAUCAGAGCCACAGCUGACUGAGACAAGAAAGAGAGGGCGUAUAUCAACAGGGUUGGGAAUAAGAGGAACGCCAGAGGGCGCCCCAACUAGUUCAUCCACAGGACAAAUUGCGCAACCAGCGAUGCACAUUGUGGAUGCUAACAAAGUAGUGUGUGAUAAAGCAGUGCAUAAGAGGAUAGAUGAACUAUACUUGCAGCUUGAUAACAUCGAAAAAAGUUUUGAUGCAAAAAGGAAUGAGAUAAUUGAUGUGUUAUUGAAAGAACAAAAGCAGAAAGAAAUGGCGGUGAUUGCACAGACAAUGCAGCAGGAUGCCCAGUCUUUACUUCAUAAUAUCAUGCCGUCCACCAAUACCAAUGAGCAAAUUCCUAGUGUGUCGAACCGUGUCCCUGCCACUAUGGCAUCUGUUAUAACAGGAAACAAUGGUACUUCCAACAAUUUACACGAUGUCGAUAGACUCUUAAGCCAGCAGUUUCCUGGUGAUCAACCGGUGGAUGUUCCAGUCCUGCUACCGGAAUCAAAUUCCCAUUCAAUGCCUCAUCAACAAUCCAUGUAUUCCUCUAACACUAUGCCACGUGUAAAGAAGUGCGAACAACCAAGCACGCCGUUCGCAGAAACACAAACACUACAACGGCAAUCGCGAUCUCCGCGAUCAGACAAGCGACCGACGACGCGUUCGCCUCGCCCAAGCUCCGCGUCUGGUCGCGUCUCUACAGCACAUCGCUCUGUGUCUGGCCACAAUCUUCAGUCUGCCUCGUCUACUCCUUCUGUGAGUGGCCGGCUAUCGACAGACACCAAUGAAGUUAUAUGGCUAGAACGAACAGAUGAUAAAAAUAGAAAGGAUGACUCCAUCCUUUCGUCAACGUAUUGCUAACAAACGGAAGUCAAUCUUUAUGCGUAUGGUACUUGUUUCCUUAUUUGUUUCUAAUACUCGUAUACGGUAUUUGCCACAAUGGUACGAUACAACGUUAUAACAGCUGGCGAUCCAUGGAGUAUAAAUCUGCAACAAUAAUCAAUACGUACGUACAUUAGUCACCACUGAAUCAUUUUGUCCACGCUGUUGAAGCGCGACUAGACAUAUUUAAUCUCGCGCUUACAAUGUGGGCAAGACAUGCGCAACGCAUUAUCCUUCGUUUCCUUCGCGUGAACCGGAAGGAAUACGAAUGGAGGUUUUGGCUGGAGAGGACCAAUCAGAAUGGAAUUUGAAAAACUCGCAUCACGUGUUGAAUACAUCACGUGAUCUUAAGCCGAGUUUGUGUCGUUAGUGAAUAUGAAGAAUGCCUACGUCUAUACUUUCCAUGGGUGGGAUUUCAUGAAUAUUCUCAUUUUCAACUAAAAAAAAUUGAUUUAUAUCGUGUAUUUACUCCACGAUUACAUGUUUUACACCUGCGAAACCGAUUUUAGACCGACCAAAUCUAUUUGCAUUGACGUAACAUUGGUCGGUUUUGAUCCGGCUUCCAUUGAUCAAGACGGUUAAUAACUAUCGAAUAGUUAAUCAUUUCAUGGUAGUCGGAUUUUAUAACGGGUCCGGUUACAGUUGUACUAGGCUCUUGAACAUACGAUAAUGAAUACAUUUAGAUUUGUUGUGGUUAUCAUGUUUAUGGUGAAAAGCCUUUUAUAUUCAUUGUGUUGAUAAUUGUAAUAUUAUAAAAAGGGCAUCAGGACGCAUAUUGGAAAGGUAAAUCAUGAAUGAAGAUAAUCUAAUUGAACGAUUCCCCCUCAAAUCUAAAAAAAGUGUUUAUGCCUUUCAAACGGAGUUAAUAAUAACCACAGCAUAAUCUACAAAUUUGAAUAUACGAAGGGUAAAAUAAGGAAAGACCGGAAAACAUGUCAUAUUUUAACACAUUCAGUUUCCACUUUAUCCAUGUCUUAAAAAAAAAUAAUUCCUAAACCAAAUUAAUGAAAUAUUUCGUCUUCCUAUUUUAGUGUCAAGUAAGGCACAUUGCAAUGUUAAAGGUAAAGAUAAUUAUCAAAUGCAGAACUAUUUUGCAUAAUUUAUUAUACCUUUUAUUUCUCUAAAUUUUUAUUCCAUUAUUUUGUUAUUUUGUUUUUUUUGCUUUUCAAAGAUACUACAUAACACAAACUCCUUCCCUUUUAAAACGAUAUGUAUUUUAUUUUGUCGCAUCUUAACAUAUUCCAUCUGCACAACACGCAAUAUAAUUUGACGGAUAUAUCCAUUGUUCAAUUAUAGGAAAAAAAUCUAACGAUAAAAUAAUUUUGAUAGAUAGACAGAGAGGGAGGAGAAAGGGAGAUACGGAGAUGAGAGAGUUGGGGAAGGAGAAAGAGAGAGAGAGAAAAAAAAAUAGAGAGAGAGAGGGAGGAAGAGAGAAGGAGAUAGAGAGAGAUGCAUCCAAAGGGGCAAGUGUGAACAAGGAAAAAAUAUUGUAAGUAGCUGUGGUAUUUCACGGCGUCGCAUCAGAAAGAAAAAGAUACUUCCAGAUUUUUUAUAAGUAAAAGAAAAUUUAUUAUAUGUUAGAUUAAUUAGCAUUGAAUGUCAAAUCCCAUUUUGUAUUUUAUAUAUUUUGUAAAUAUGUAUGAUAUCAAAGAGUAAUCUCUCAAUAGAUUUAGGAAUUAUAUGUAUAUAUGUAUCUCCGGAUCGAGAAUCUGUUUGGGUGUAUAAUAAUGAGCCGAUUAUCACAUUUGUAUUCGAUGCAGGUUGGUGUGUUAACAAUCGAAUCUUUUUUACUGAAGUUUUCAAUGAAGAUUACAUGCGUUUACGCUUUAAGCUUGCAGUCAUUCAUCGAUAAUUAAUUAAAAUAACUUUGUUUUCACACUUUACAUUAUUUCACAAGUCGUCUACCUACACUGCAGACCCAUUUUCUUUUUUUCCCAAUUGCAUUCUUCUCUAAUGAACAAACUAUUUCAUAAUAUGAUAAUGAGGUUUAUGUUUCAAAGAAUAUAUGCAGAGUGCAACGAGUUCCCUACUUUAUUGUAUUUCUUACAUUAGAUAUGCAAAUAUAAUGCUAAGUGUGUAUAGGUUCCUUGUGUCCGAUUACAAGAAUUGCUUAUGAGUUAACAAGGCAUGUUCAUGCUGGAUAUUGCAUUUACUGGAGUGAUCGCGCUAUUAUAUUGACACUUUCAUACUAGGCGGACAUUUUUUUUUCUAUAUCAUCUACCUGAUAUGAUAAGCCGAUAACGAAUUGCACGGAGUCAAGUUAUUUAAAUUUUAUUUAACAGGCCAUGCAAGGUCACAAUUCUUAGAAAUGCGAUUUCUUUUCCCUCUUUUGUUUUUUUUAUUUUGUUUACUGAAAUUUUGCAGAUAAUAUAAACAGUAACGUCUGUUACAUAUUACAAAAUGAAUAUUUCUCUGCUUUAUGAUAAGACAAACCUUAUUGUGCAAACCAAAGUUUAAUAUGUAGACUGCGUUUGACAUUACAGCAAAUAUUCGCAGCUGUUUAUUUAUAUUUUUUUACAUUAUUGUUGACUUAUCAAUAGAACAAACGGCCAAGAACAAAACAACGAAUUUUCCCAAUGUCUUGUUGUUUUUUGUUUUCAAUUUUGCAUCAUUCUGUAGACUUCUCGCUUCUCUCUUUCCUAACCUCAAACUAAAAAUUACCUUUAGAUUGAGAAUUCAAAUCAUACUAUGGCUGCGUUUGUUUACAUGAAAAUUAUGUUCUGCCGAGCCUAAUCUUAUAUUGAAACUAUUCCCUUUUAUAAUUAGUACCGGGUUUGGGCGAAUACAUAUCCAUAUAUUUGCUGCAAUGUGUGCAUGAUUGAUUUAUUUGUAAAUGAUAGAAUAAAUGUGAAAAAUACUUUACCAAAGAUAUAAUACUUCGAAAAAGUGGUUUGGUAAGACUUGUUGUUAGCAUAUUAAAGGUAAUUUCCUAUGGUUCGGAGGUUAUUUUUUUUUCCUUCCACCGUCUUGUACUAUGGAGCAAUGAUUUUUCUCCCUAUAAUUAACACAUUUCCUUCAUCUUGGUUGUUAUUUUUACGUGAUCUUGAAAAUACAAACGUCAUGAUGAAAUUUAUGGUUCCAUGCUUUUUUUAAAUAAAAAAAUGUGAACGGAAAUGCUGAUGGUGAUAUUAAUGAGGAAAAGGUGAUGAUGAGGAUGACAAUGAUAAUAAUCGUGAUAACGAUAACCAACAUAGCCUUAAUGACAAACGUAACUAAAAUUUAAAUUAUUGACAAUUUCUGACAAAAAAUAAUAAAGGAAAUAGGAUAUAAAUAAAUUAUUCAAACUGCAAUAUCCAUUAUUCAUUUUGUUAUAAUCUGGGAUGUGUUUCACAACAAGUAAAGCGUGACUUUAAUUGAUAUUAUUUCAUAAACAUUCAUUAUCAAAUUGCAGCACAAGUCACUCUUAAACUCUCUGUGAAGCAUGCCCCUAAUUGCCCCGCAAAAUUAUAAGAAAUUCCAUCGGAAAAUAUCUGACAUUACAAAGUUUCAAAUUUUCUUUGUAUUCAAGAAAAAAUAUAUAUGAUUUAACGAUUGUAAGAUAUUUGUUUUAAAUGCAUAUUAUGUAUAUAAUUUGGUUGCAUUUGUAAAUUAUGAUUGUUCUAUGAAUUAUCUAAAAAUGUUGCUUAGAUUUAUUUUUGCUGAACCUGUAUGUCUGAUUAGCUGUUCAUGAUUUGAUUUGAUUUGAUCUGCUGUGAGUUGUAGUUUCUAUGAUUUAUUUUGAAUUAUUUUCUAUUUUAUGGAGGUAUACGUCGACCCCGUUAGUUAAGGUUAAGAGAAGGGGAAGGUUAGGGACCAUUGGAAUAUUGCAAAGAGAGUGAAUUAUUGAUUGUCGUUAUAAAAGUUGCCAAAGAUGAAGACAUAAAUAUGGAUCGAAAUUGACAUAAUUGAAUGACAUAAUAAAUAAACAGUAUAUAUACAAAUACAUACUCUUCAAAUUUUGAAGUAUUCCAUCGAAUUUUAAAAUACAUACAUCCAGACAAAUCGGAGAAACAGCUAGGAAAAAUUUCGAUCUUUUCAUCAAUUAUAUUCUUUGAUUACGCAUGUUUAUUGAUUUUUUUCAGGCAUUUCACAGUAAUUUGGGGGGUGUUUUGCAAAAGAAAGAAGAAGAUACUUUCCUAUUUACCGCGUUUACACGCUGUCUCCGUCGCGGGUCGAACGGCCCGGGAGCCGGGCAGUGUGUACACACG